GUUACGAGCGCUGAAAUUCGCACGCAGCGUAGAUUUCGGGUCGGAAGAUAGGUCAUCGUGAGUCGUCAGCGAAGACUAGGAACUUGCUGAGCCACAAUAGUCUUUCCAGCGCAACGUUUCGCAGAAUACCGUCGCAAGCGAAGACCGUCUCCCAGCAAAGAACGUCUCUAUUCUUGGCACCGUUCCCGACUCGGAGUGAAAUCGCCCAAUCGUGAACAUUUUCCCGCGGCUACUAGCCCCGCCUUCGCCCAGAAAAACAGCAACGGAAGGAGAUUGACCCAGAAGCAGCAGGGGAUUCGAGGCGUCUCACAACAUCUCCAACCAUCUCCAACCAUCUCCAACCAUCUCAAACCAUCUCAAACCAUCUCAGACCGCAUCAGACCGCCUCAGGCCAUCUCUGACAGUAUGGGGUACGACGAGGAGCUCGGGGGCGCGGCGGCACCGGCGGGGGCGGACGCAACAAUGGCGGACGUGGAGUCCCCGACGGCGGCCAAGGCGAAGUUCAUUGAGGCGUCCGCAGCAGACCUAACGAAAGCGCAGCUGAAGGCGGAUGCCAGCAGGGACAAGGGUGCGAGGAAGAGCGGAGGGAAGGGCGCGAGCGCGCGGCGGCGAAACUGCGGGUGGUGCGACGUAGCGGCGUGGACGGGGCUCUUUGUAUCGCUGGCGCUCGUUGGAUUCGGCGUGGCUAUUCUCAUCCUCGCUCUCACGUUCAGCACCGAGGACCCCAAGUUUGAAAUCCUCAAGGUGGAUCUGACACAGCUGGACCUUGGGACGUCCGGCAACCUUCUGUUUGACUUCAACAACUUCAAGAUAAAGGCGAACGGGAUGGCGGACGUGAAGGCGCUGGUGGUUAACCCUAACAACCACGAGGUCAUUGUGGAGAUGCUCAAUGUCAACCUGAAGCUCUUCAAUGUCAACAUCGCCAACACCUCGGUGCCGGGUUUCGAGCUGUCCAAGAAGGGAAACACUACACUGAGCAUUCCGUUUCCCAUAAAGAAUCUUCCACUUCUUGCUACGGGCAACAAGGACAACCUCAUUACAACCUCGCUCCGAAAGGGUCAAGUGGAUGUCAAGCUCAAUAUAAACUCCAGAGGCAAGGUGAAGAUUAUGGGAAUGACAACACCAUCAUACAAUCUCCUUAUUGCGUGCAAUAUCACUGUCGACCCAUUUGGAGGGAACCAACUCUUUCGGCAAAAGUGCUUUAAGACAAGGUCGAAAGCCUAACGAUAGAAAGACCAACUUCGUUUGCAUGAGCAUGUCAUGUGCGUUGAAGUUUAGUGCCUAUAUUUAAUGCGUGAAUAUCAAUUAGUAUGGACAAAUCACAUUGGGUAGCUUGUAUGAUGGUUCUUACAAGAUAUAUACAAGCGGU
Messenger RNA from Closterium sp. NIES-67, 1369 nucleotides. Lineage: Eukaryota; Viridiplantae; Streptophyta; Zygnematophyceae; Desmidiales; Closteriaceae. The record is from the annotation of a GenBank genome assembly.